CGCAGAAAUGACAGAAAUCGAUCGCUUUUGCUGGCAGUACCUCCAACUCGAGCAACGACUCGACUAUCCACCUCGGGAGUUGAUUCGCACAGAAGAAUGCCAGUCGCAGUUGUUUGCGCGCCUCUUUGCGCCGGGAGCUCUGCCCCACCCGCCUCCGCAACGGUACCAACUCCGGGUGCUCAAGGAGCUGGUCGGCUGGAUCGAGGCCAGCAUUGAAGACUGGGACGAGCAUGGCAUCUCAGACGACCUAGCAACGGCCUUGACGGCGCUCAUGUCCCAGCCAACCCCGUCAGAGGCUACAGCUGCGCAGCAAAAGAGCUACGUGACUUAUCACCUCUCCCUGCUCGACCAGCCCGGCAGCAGCAGCAGCAAAAGCAUCACGCUCCUCGAGAAUCGCCACCUCAUCGCCGCAUCCGGCACGACGGGCCUGCGCACCUGGGAAGCGGCGCUGCACCUGGGCCAGUACCUAUGCCUGCACGCAGACGCUCUCGUGUCCGGCCGCCGCGUGCUGGAGCUGGGCGCCGGCACCGGAUACCUGUCCAUGCUGUGCGCGGCGCACCUCGGGGCGGCGCACGUGGUGGCCUCGGACGGCAGCGACGACGUCGUGGCGAACCUGCCCGAGGGCGCGUUUCUCAACGGCCUCCAACAGGAGGGUGAUGCUGCUGCUGCUGGUGGUACUGCCAAAAAGGUAGCAACAGCAGCGGUGGUGCAGCCCAUGGAUCUCAAGUGGGGCCACGCGCUGGUCGGGACCGAGGACGACCGGUGGAACGGCGGAGAGCCGGUCGAUCUCGUGCUGGGCGCCGACGUCACCUACGACGCGGCCCUCGCCGCGCCCCUGCUGGGCACCAUCGCCGACCUCGUCGGCAUGUUCCCCGCCGUGCAGGUGCUCAUCGCCGCGACCGAGCGCAACAGCGCCACCUACGCGGCGUUUCUCGACGCCGUCCACAGGUCCCCCGACGUUGCGCUGCUCGAGGAGGUGGACUUUGCGGUGGAUGGAUCCAGGGGUCCGUUCUUCCCCGACAAUGUCCCGAUUCACAUCUGUCGGCUUGGGAGGAGGGGGUAA
Pyricularia grisea is the source of this 1063-nucleotide messenger RNA. RefSeq lists its product as uncharacterized. Lineage: Eukaryota; Fungi; Ascomycota; Sordariomycetes; Magnaporthales; Pyriculariaceae. The coding region runs from base 8 to 1063 and encodes 351 amino acids. The record is from RefSeq and is a predicted model, not a curated record. The transcript is spliced from 2 exons.